This is a messenger RNA of Salarias fasciatus (jewelled blenny), 2567 nucleotides long. RefSeq names its product brain-specific angiogenesis inhibitor 1-associated protein 2-like. The record is from RefSeq and is a predicted model, not a curated record. Bases 180 to 1835 code for a protein of 551 amino acids. Gene Ontology annotation, molecular function: cytoskeletal adaptor activity; protein binding. The transcript has 15 exons. Lineage: Eukaryota; Metazoa; Chordata; Actinopteri; Blenniiformes; Blenniidae. Gene Ontology annotation, cellular component: cytosol; nucleoplasm. Gene Ontology annotation, biological process: actin filament bundle assembly; plasma membrane organization; actin crosslink formation.
CGAGCGUCUGCGCGCGCGGGGGAGCCGGUGUGGGCAGCGAGCGGGAGGACUCCUAUAAAAGCUGCCGUUCCCACGGCGCGCGGCGGACACGACACUUCACACGCGCCGCGUCCGGACGCAUCGUCUCCCGCGCCACAACGGAAAAAAAAAAAGGAGAGAAAAAAAAAAGCCACCGGUCUAUGGUUCUGACUGAUUCUCCUACAAGGAUGUCCCGGACCGACGAGGUGCACCGUAUAACGGAGAAUGUCUACAAGUCCAUCAUGGAGCAGUUCAACCCCUGCCUCAGGAACUUCAUAGCCAUGGGGAAAAGCUAUGAGAAGGCGCUCACCAGUGUCACAUAUGCUGCAAAGGGCUACUUCGACGCUCUGGUGCGGAUGGGCGAGAUGGCCAGCGAAAGUCAAGGCUCUAAGGAUCUUGAAGAGGCAGCAUGGGAGGUCCUCUUUCAGAUGGCCGAGGUGCACAGACAGAUCCAGAUCCAGCUCGAGGAGAUGCUGAAGUCCUUCCACAACGAGCUGCUGACGGAGCUGGAGAAGAAGGUGGAGCUGGAUGCCCGCUACCUGAAUGCGGCUCUGAAGAAGUACCAGAUGGAGCACAAGAGCAAAGGCGAGAGUCUGGAGAAGUGCCAGGCGGAGCUGAAGAAGCUGCGCAGGAAGAGCCAGGGCAGCAAGCACCCGUCCAAGUACGGAGACAAGGAGAUGCAGUAUGUGGAGGCCAUCAGUAACAAGCAGGGCGAGCUGGACAGCUACAUCGCCGAAGGCUACAAGAACGCCCUGUCGGAGGAGAGGAGGAGGUACUGCUUCCUGGUGGACCGCCAGUGCGCCGUGGCCAAGAACAGCAGCGCCUACCACGGCAAGGGUAAGGAGCUCCUGGCCCAGAAGAUCCCGGGGUGGCAGCAGGCCUGCGCCGAGCCCAACAAGCUGCCGGACCGCGCCAUGUUUCUGGCCCAGCAGAUGAGCGGGGCGGUGGGCACCCUGCCCCCCGGGGCACACCACCCCAGCCUGGCCAUCUCCGAACCCAUCCCCGGGGCCAAACCGCUCCCAGUGCCUCCAGAGCUGGCAGCCCUGCGAGCCGGCGGGGGCUUGGGGCAGCAGAGGCUGAUGGGAGCUGCGGACGCGGGGAUGCCGGUGAUGAACGGCACCGCCGGCGCUCACGGAGGGGAAGACUACCAGCAGUGGAUGGAGGGCAAAGUGGCCCAGGGCAAAGUUUCCCCCCAGACACAGAGACACGGGGGAGAGGUCUACUCCAACACUCUGCCUGUCCGCAAGGUGGCCCCCGCCAAGAACAAGACCACCCUGACGGAGACCCGUACCCUGCCCCGGUCCAGCUCCAUGGCCGCAGGUCUGGAGAGGAACGGGCGAACCCGGGUUCAGGCCAUCUUCUCGCACGCGGCCGGCGACAACAGCACCCUGCUGAGCUUCUCCGAGGGCGACGUGAUCACCCUGCUGGUGCCCGAGGCCCGCGACGGCUGGCACUACGGGGAGAACGAGAAGACUCGCAUGCGUGGCUGGUUUCCUUUCUCCUACACGAGGGUGAUUUCAGACAACGAAGGCGACUCCAUGAGGCAACUUCGAGUUCACAACCUCCACCACGGGAAAAGCAGCAGCACGGGAAACCUGCUGGAGCGGGAAGACGUCGCUCUGCCCGUCCCCGACUACGGCGCCCACCCCCGCAUGGCGGCGCAGAGCGGGACGCUGCACGGCAGGCAGCAGCAGCAGCAGCAGCAGCAGCGGCCCUACAGCGUGGCCGGACCGGGCUUCUCACAGACGGGGGUUGAAGAAUACGAGCCUCGCUUCCCCACCAGUUCCACAGAUGGCAAAUUGAUUUCCACAGUGUGAGGACAGAAAACAGGCUCAGCCUCAGCGUGUGAUAGGACAGGCACCUCGCUGCCCACCCCCCACCUGCCUCCCUCCCCCAUCCUUAACACCAUCCCCACCUCUCCACCCUUCCUGCCUCCUCACCUCCUGCUUACAGCUGUAAACUUUCCCCAAGGAUGAGACUCGGGUUUGAUCUCCACCCGUCCCGCUCUUUCUGACCCCCCCCGACCCCACCCCCACUCCCCAGUGAAGCCAUGCCAAGCCUAACCACAACCAAACGGACUGUGCGCCAUCCUGAUACUCAAACCAACGUGAUGGACCGUCUCUCUCUGAGGAAAACUUAUCUUUUGCUUGUCUUUCAUGCAUGUACAUUUCUCUGCGACACCACCCGGGUGGGGGUUGGGGGGUUUAAUAUCCCCCCACCCUUCCAGAGGAACCCGAUUCCCACAAAUGUCCUACACUCAUCAUCUGAACGGCAACGUCAAGGAUAUGUAAAAUCAGAGUGUUUGAUCCUAAAGAGGAUUUUCAUAUUGUACAAAUAAAUAAACAUUGGAGAUGUUUACUGGAUCUUUCAGUAUCUUAACAGUAAUUUUAACCUUUUCAUGCUGUGAGGUUUUGUAUUCCUCUGAUAUAAGAGGCCAUGUAGUGAACAGCUCAUGUAACUGUGAUAACGGGAAUGUUUACUGUACAUAAAUGUGCCAUACACAAGUGCUUGUCAUACAGUAUCUACGAUCAGUUCAUGAAAAGAGAGAA